AUGGACGGGGUGACCCGGGCCCUUCUCCUCCUGUUGGCUGGACUGCCUGUCUUGGAAGCCAAUGACGUGAUUGAUAAAGACAGUCCCUUCUACUAUGACUGGGAAGGCCUGCAGCUGGGCGGGAUGAUCUGUGCAGGCCUCAUGUGCAUCGCUGGAAUCUUGUUCGCCCUGAGUGGCAAAUGCAAAUGCAAGAACAAGCAGAAGCACGGCUCCUUACCUGAGAAAGCUGUUCCACUCCUCACUCCAGGCUCUGCCAGUACCUGCUGA
Messenger RNA from Budorcas taxicolor (takin), 267 nucleotides. It is a transcript of the gene FXYD4, whose product is annotated as FXYD domain containing ion transport regulator 4. Gene Ontology annotation, biological process: regulation of sodium ion transmembrane transporter activity; potassium ion transmembrane transport. The transcript is spliced from 7 exons. Gene Ontology annotation, molecular function: sodium channel regulator activity. The record is from RefSeq and is a predicted model, not a curated record. Gene Ontology annotation, cellular component: membrane. Bases 1 to 267 code for a protein of 88 amino acids. NCBI's taxonomy places the organism in Eukaryota, Metazoa, Chordata, Mammalia, Artiodactyla, Bovidae.